UAUCACCGUAUUGCUUGGAUGUGCUAGAGACUUCCAUUGAUUCUCUCUCUCAGUCGGUGAUUUUUCACGCUUUGAUCAUAUCCUGAGUCGGUCUGGGUUUUCGAUUUCUUUCAUUCUUCUCCAUAUUCGUGUCCAUUGUCCUUCGAAGCAUAUAUUUUGCUUUGCAUACCAAGGCUCAAGUUUUGGGGGGGUUCAUAGCACUUAGAAAAUGCAGGGAGGCAGAGGUGGCAGGGAUCCUUUCUUUGAUUUUGGUGAUCCUUUUGCUAGUUUCGGGGGCUUUGGGGGUAACAGAAGUUUAAUGCCAAGCUUUUUUGGAGGGAGGAAUCCAUUUGAUGACCCUUUCUUCACACGCCCAUUUGGAGGCAUGUUUGAGUCGAGCCUCUUCGGUUCAAGUGGAAGUCCUUUUAUGAAUAUGCAUCCGACUGGAAUUCUUGAGCAUCAAGCUCCACAGCCAGAAAGACCAAGGGGCCCAAUUAUCGAGGAGUUAAUUUCUGACGACGAAAAAGAAGAUACAGAUAAAGAAAAGAAUGAAAACCCUAGGAAGCAUGGUAGGUCAAGCAGUAAAGCUUUUGUUGAGGAUCCGGAAGAUGAAGUUGAAGAGAAAAAGAGCAAGCAUGUGCAGUACAGAAAUGACUACAGCAGGUCGAAUGGGACACAGUUGCAACCACAAGCUCGUAGUUUCGCUUUUCAUAGCUCCACUGUCACUUAUGGCGGUGCCAAUGGAGCAUAUUAUACUUCAUCCACAACUAGAAGGACAGGGAGUGAUGGACUGACCUUGGAAGAAAGCAAAGAAGCUGAUACUGCUACAAGGCAAGCAAAACACAGGAUAUCUAGGGGACUUCAUAAUAAGGGCCAUUCCAUGACAAGGAAGCUUAAUCCUGAUGGUAAAGUGGACACAAUGCAGACCUUACACAAUCUGAAUGAAGAUGAGCUUGCCGGAUUUGAACAAUCUUGGAAGGGAAGUGCUCAAAAACAUAUGCCUGGCUGGUCUGAGAAUUGUAUUGGUUAUGAUAAUAUUGGAGCUGGUGGCAGUGGACGAAAUGGGCAUGCCAGUAGGGGCGGUUGGGCGCUUCCUUCAACGGAGCAUGCCCAGCACUCAGGAAGGGUGAUACCAGAUGCUAGGGGCGGGGCAGGAUCUUCUGGCUCAGAGCUCCCUGGGAGGAUGACAUCUGAUGUUAGAGACAGAAAUAGUUAUUCUAGGGGGAAAGGGAGAAAUUGAGUCAGACACGAACAAGCUCAUCUUGUUGGAACCCUUCCACCCGCUUUCCCAAAUUCCGUGUGGUAGUAUUUGGUAGUAGGUUCUAUUGAAGUUGUUGGAUAGUUAAUGCAAGUGAUCUUUCGCCGAGUUUAAUAUACUUGAUGUAUUGGUUUCACAAGUGGGGUCUGAGAUGAUGGCUGGAUACUUUUGUUGGCUUUCCAAGGCCUCUUAUAUUGAAUGCUAAUAUAUGCGUUGAUGACUGAAUCUGUGUAGUGAUGUUCUACAACCUUGGAAUGGUGAUAUAUCUUGAAUAAAACUUUCAGUUAAUUA
Messenger RNA from Alnus glutinosa, 1528 nucleotides. RefSeq lists its product as uncharacterized. The transcript is spliced from 7 exons. Bases 209 to 1219 code for a protein of 336 amino acids. Lineage: Eukaryota; Viridiplantae; Streptophyta; Magnoliopsida; Fagales; Betulaceae. The record is from RefSeq and is a predicted model, not a curated record.